AUGGCGAGACUUCAGAUUUCCGAGGACAUGACAUUUGAUAGGAAGACGUGGAGGUCGAGUAUUAAGCCGCUUGACGCGCAAAGAGAUCGAGAAUCGCAUUCCCUUAUCAAUGCCUUACAACUUAUAGGGAUGUCAUCAUGCCUAGAUCUUUCUGGAUUUUUUGAGAAAGAGGACAUUUCUGAGAGGAAGAGCAGAUUUACAUCAAAUCUCUUACCAAAACAGUUGCUGGACAGGGUUGAGAAUACAGUAACCCAAAUGGGAUUUCAAGUCCAAAAAAGAUAUGGAAGGUUGAAAGUGUUACAAGAGUACAGAGGACAAAAAUGCCCGACUACUCUCUCAGUAGUCGCAGAGGUAUUCGAGAUUAGCCCAUCCUUGUAUGUCGUAGAGUUACAAAAGUCUUCAGGGGAUUCAACAGUAUAUAGACAG
Molecule: messenger RNA, 426 nt
Organism: Nicotiana tabacum (common tobacco)
Lineage: Eukaryota; Viridiplantae; Streptophyta; Magnoliopsida; Solanales; Solanaceae
Source: RefSeq, a predicted model, not a curated record